Molecule: messenger RNA, 242 nt
Organism: Paramecium pentaurelia
Lineage: Eukaryota; Ciliophora; Oligohymenophorea; Peniculida; Parameciidae
Source: the annotation of a GenBank genome assembly
AUGAAAUAAGGAGAAUGGAUCAACCAAAAAUCGAUUAUUAUCAUUUAGACUUUAUUUAAGGAGUCAAAUCUUGAAAUUCUUAAGUCUUUGAAUUUUUUUAAUUUGCGCUUAUUUAUCUUUUAAGCAAGUUAAGAAUAAUAAUUAUUAAACAAUUCAAGAUUAAUACAAUUCCCCUAUUUUAAAGAAAUCAUUUGUAAGAAAGUAUUAAUGAUAUUUAAUAUUUUUAGUCUCCAAUAAUAUGA